ACAUGUAUUGCUGGGUUAAGAGAUUUAGACUGCUUCCCUCGACACUCUCCGACAUUAUAUCAGAUGUAAUAACUGGUUUGAGGAACAUUAGGGACAACCUAUACCUCCUACCUGGAUACGGACUAGUUACCAGGCUCAUGUGUGCUUUUCCUGGGCUUACUGUACGUGGGGUGUGGUAAGAAACCGCAGAAAUCUCUCCUCCGUGAACACGAAACAAAUCUUUAUUUUUAAACGCAGUCAGCAGCGACAUAAAUGGCAGAACAGGGGGUGGCAAAGCGUACAGUUCAACGAAGUUCAAAUCGUACAACUGGAGAUGCCCCUCAGACACGUAGGCGUGGGUAGUUCAGGGUUCAGUUUGACUGAAGCACGGUACAGAGCGCUUCAACAGCUGAUGGAGAGAGGAAGGUGUUUUCUAAAUCAAAGAGCUGUCAAUUAACUUAUGCCAAGGAAGCCUUCAUCUAGUAUUUAGAGUGGCGCCACACGCCCCUCCAUCAUAGAGGUGAGACAGACGAACCCCGGACCGCGAGUGUUAAGGGGGCGAGGGGGGUCUGCUCCCGGGAAUUGACAGUCAGUCUGUGUGACACAGCGCCGCCUGCUGGCCGGAGAUGCCACUGUUCCGUGGGCCUCAGUGGCAGAGGGAGAAGGCCGAGAAAGGCCGGAGCAGAGGGCAGGUGCGCACCCUGGUCAGGCUGUGCCUCGUCAGCCUGGCGGACAACAUGAGGGAGCUGUGGGCCCGGGACUACGCCGAGAACUACAUGGACAGCUACAGCUUCCGCUACGUCAUGGGCCCCUUCAGCCUGCUGCCGGGGGAGCUGGUGGAAGAGCUCCUGGCGGUGGUGUGCGCCUCUCGCCGAGCGUCCCGAGCCGCGCUCCACCUCCUCCUGGUGCCGCAGCUGCGGCGGCUCUGCCUGCGGCCCUGCAGCGGCCUGGUGACUGCCCCCUUGUGCCAGCUCAUUGCACUGCGCUGCCAGGAGCUGCUGGCCCUGGACCUGUCCGGCUGCCAGCGCGUGCCGCCCGCCGUGCUGGCGCAGCUGGCCGCCGGUCUCCGCCGCCUGCGCAGCCUGGUCCUGUCGGGGGGCCAGUGCGACGGGGACGUGGUGGCGGCCGUGGCGGAGGGCUGCCCGGUGUUGCAGCACCUGGACGUGUCCUGCUGCAGCGGUCUGCCCCCCUGGGCCCUGCUGCACCUGGCCUACCUGCCCAGCAGGAGGCGCUGCACACACCAUCCGCUGCGCAGCCUCCUAGCCACGGACAUCGGGCUGGGGGCGGGCGAGAGGGAGAGCGUGGGCAGUGCGGCCUUCCUCCUGCUGGGCCUGCCCCGGCUGGAGCGGCUCGGCCACGAGGGGGCGGCCGAGGCCUGCGCCCUCCUGGAGCGGGGGGGCUUCGAGGGGCACGACGCCUUCGCUGUCCCGCACGGGUUCCCCACCCUGCAGGGGGCGCUGGGCAUGAGGCUGGGCGCGGAGGGGGCAGGGAGGAGAGACGGAGGAGGAGGAGGAGGGAGUUCUUCAGGGGCAAAUGAAGAGGAAGUGGCUGACGGCAAAGAGGAGGAGUGUCUCAGCCGAGAGACGGAAGGUGUGGAAGAUGGACAGGGGGAGGGAUGUGGCUCUAGUCUGAUGGAGCGAGGGGGAGAGGUGAGAGGUGGAGGCCAGGGGUCCGGGGGCACAGGAGAGGGCGGCCGGUGCAUAACCCUGAGGCUGAAGGAGGUUCACGGGGUGACUUGCAGGGAUCUGGGGUCCCUGGGCCGCCUGUGCCCGGAGAUCCGGGCUCUGUCCCUGAGCUGCGAGGACGCAGCCUGGCUGGACAGGAGGCUAGGCCUGUGGGACAGGCUGGCCGAGCUCAGCGUGCAGUUCCCCGGCUCGCUGGCGGAGCUGCUGCCCGCCCUGGGCCCGGCCGGGCCCCGCCUGGUCUCGCUGUCCCUCAGCGGGCUCUGGCUGGACAGUGCCACCUCUCUCACCCGGCUCCUGCACUGCUGCCCCUCGCUGAGGGCACUCCAGCUGCACCCCCAGCCCCCCAGCCCCGAGCAGCUGGGCGAGGAGGAGGAGGAGGAG
This is a messenger RNA of Lepisosteus oculatus (spotted gar), 2045 nucleotides long. Lineage: Eukaryota; Metazoa; Chordata; Actinopteri; Semionotiformes; Lepisosteidae. The record is from RefSeq and is a predicted model, not a curated record.